AUGAAAAAAACAUUUACUUUUGCUGAUUUAAGUACAUCUAUUUAAUCAGGAAUCAGUAAUCGUUAAAUCUAACAAACAGGUUCUUGCACUUAAAUAAGAUCUGCUAGUCUCCGAAAAGCCAUUUCUAGACUCAAAUAGGAAAAUAGAGUAGCAAUUAUGGGAAUCAGCUCGAUAAGCAAUGCAUAAGUAUUAAUAUGAUUCUAUGUCCAGGUUCCUAAAAACUAAUCAUACUUUCAAAUCAAGUUAGAAUAAAAGCAUAAUAGAAUUUCUAAUCCCUCUCAAGAGCCCCAUACUAAUAUAAAUUAAUUUGAUCAUAAGAAAGAAACCAUAAGAAGAAUCAAUUAACUCCAACAAUAUUGUAAAAGUCAAACUGCACUUGAAAUAGCAGCUUAAAAAUACUCACUAAAGAAGUCAUAUAAAGGAGCUUCUGAUUUGUCCACUGUUCCUACUUUGAUUGAUAAAUUAAACAGAGAUAUCAUAAAUAAGAAAUCUAAUGUUAUACAGGAUGUUAUGAAGGAGGAACUAAAAAAGAGAAUACCUAGAAAGUAAAAGGAAAUCAAUUAUGAACUGGAUUCGAUGUUCAAAAAUUAUAAAUCAUUCUCUUAAUUAUGUUUGAAUGAAAAUACUAGCAUUCAAAAAGACAAGAUCUAUAAUGGAUAUCUGAAAGUAUAUAAUUCUGGAAAGAAUGAUAGAAUAUUCUUAAAUAAAAUUGAGGAAAGAAAGAAAAGUCUUAGUGAUGAAUCCGAAGAAUAUCGUGCAUUUCUUGGAGAAAUUGACGAAGCAACUAUCCAAAGAGAUGUAUAUAAUAAUAAUAUUCGAAAUCCAUUUCUGGAUGAUAAAGUAACUGUUAUGUAAAUGAAAAAGGAUGGAUUUUUGAAAAGAAGAAUAACAUAAUCUUGA
Messenger RNA from Paramecium octaurelia, 900 nucleotides. The record is from the annotation of a GenBank genome assembly. Lineage: Eukaryota; Ciliophora; Oligohymenophorea; Peniculida; Parameciidae.